AUGCCUUGUUUACCAUAUCUUCUACCAGUCAACGGAGCUUGGAAACAAGAUGUGACCAAUUGGAUUCAAGAGGAUAUUCCAAGUUUUGAUUAUGGAGGCUUUGUCGUAGGGUCGGACAUAAAAUCAGCUACUCUUUGGAUGAAAGAAGACGGAGUGCUUAGCGGUGUACCAUUUGCCCAAGAAGUUUUCGACCAAUGCAAAUUAACUGUUGGCUGGCAUUAUAAAGAGGGUGAUUUCGUAACUCGUGAAGAGGGUGAAUCAAAAGUAAUGGUGGCAGAAAUAAGCGGCGAAGCACGUAACAUACUGGUGGCCGAAAGGACAGCAUUGAAUUUGCUUAGCAGGAGUUCGGGAAUUGCCACAGCCUCCAGAAAACUGGUGGAAGCUGCCAGGGAAACUGGGUACAAAGGAAUAAUUGCAGGAACGCGUAAAACAACCCCAGGGCUCCGCAGACUAGAGAAAUACUCUAUGCUUGUUGGUGGCUGUGAUAUGCACAGAUAUGACCUGUCCUCAAUGGUGAUGCUCAAAGACAAUCAUAUAUGGUCUACGGGCUCCAUAACGUAUGCGGUGAAAGAGGCUCGUUCCGUUUGUGGUUUCUCGAUGAAGAUUGAAGUUGAAUGCCAAUCUGAGAAAGAAGCCGAUGAAGCUAUAGCUGCUGGUGCAGAUGUGAUCAUGCUUGACAAUUUUACAGGCAGCGAGUUGCAGAUUGCUGCUAUGAGCAUCAAGGAAAGGUGGCAGGGCAAAAAACAGUUUUUACUAGAAUGUAGCGGUGGUUUGAAGCUCAGCAACAUUCACGGAUAUCUCUGCGAUUACAUUGACAUCUACAGCACCAGCAGCAUUCACCAAGGUACGGAUGUUGUGGACUUUUCGCUGAAGAUUGACGCACCUUCUGGAUCAGGGCCCGAUAAUUGA
This is a messenger RNA of Lachancea lanzarotensis, 909 nucleotides long. RefSeq names its product LALA0S06e08284g1_1 (gene BNA6). Bases 1 to 909 code for a protein of 302 amino acids. Gene Ontology annotation, biological process: NAD+ biosynthetic process; quinolinate catabolic process. NCBI's taxonomy places the organism in Eukaryota, Fungi, Ascomycota, Saccharomycetes, Saccharomycetales, Saccharomycetaceae. Gene Ontology annotation, cellular component: cytoplasm. The transcript has a single exon. The record is from RefSeq and is a predicted model, not a curated record. Gene Ontology annotation, molecular function: nicotinate-nucleotide diphosphorylase (carboxylating) activity.